This is a messenger RNA of Plasmodium falciparum 3D7, 2532 nucleotides long. Its product is annotated as zinc finger CCCH domain-containing protein. Lineage: Eukaryota; Apicomplexa; Aconoidasida; Haemosporida; Plasmodiidae. Gene Ontology annotation, molecular function: metal ion binding. The record is from RefSeq and is a predicted model, not a curated record.
AUGAGUACAAAUACAAGUAAGAAAGGUUACAAUAAAUAUAUGGAUAAAAGAAUGUACGUGAAUAAUAGUAAUAAUAGUAGUAGUAAUAGUAAUAAUAAUAAUAUUAAUAGUAGUAGUAGUAGUAGUAAUAAUAAUAAUAAUAACGUCCAUCAAAAGGAGAAGAUGUUGCAUGGUCAGAAUAAUAGUAAUUGUAAUAGUAAUAAUGAAGAGUAUCGUAAUAUUAAGAAAGAUGAUAAUAUGAGUAACGUUGUGAAUACUAGUGAAAGGCGAAUUUUAUUUUAUAAGACUAAAAUAUGUCCUUGGUAUAUUAAAGGAAAGUGUGAAAGGAGAAAAACUUGUUUAUAUGCUCAUGCUCAAAAUGAAUUAAGAGAAUUACCGAAUUUAUGUAAAACUAGUUUAUGUCCAAAAUUAAAGAUAAAUGAGUUAUGUAAUGAUAAAAAAUGUAAAUAUGCUCAUACGAAUAUAGAAUUGAGGGCUACCGAAAAUUUGUACAAAACGGCAUUAUGUGAGAGUUUUAUUAAAGGUAAAUGUUUUUCUGGACAAUUUUGUAGAUAUGCUCAUGGUCAUAAUGAAUUAAGAGAAAACCCUAUGGAAAUAACGGACAAGAAUAUUAUUAUUGGAACUAGUAAAAAUAAGAGUGAUAAGCAAGAAUAUGAGAAGAAAAAGAAUUCAAGUAACAGUAGUAACAAUCCUAAUAACAACAAUAGUAAUAUCAACAACAAUAAUAUUAAUAGUAAUAAUAACAACAACAACAAUAAUAAUAAUAUGAAUCAUCACAUUAAUAGUAAUAGUAGUAAUAGUAGUAAUCAUAUUAAUAAUAAUGUGGAUUCAAAUAAAAGAAAUGAAACUUAUUGUAUAUUCCCAAAGAAGAAAGAAAUAUAUUUUAAUAAAGUUAAUGCUUUGACAGAAGAUGAUGGAAUCUAUGAUAUUACAGAAACAAUUGAUCCACAAUUAUUGAAUGAUAGUAAUACAGACAAUUCAUAUGAAUGUAAUAAAAAAGGUGCAGCUGCUAUAAGUACGAAUGUAAAUAAUACGACUACUGAGUAUGUAUUAAAAAAUGGAAUAAAGAAUGCUAAGAGUAAUAUGAGCAAUAAUAAUAUAAAUGCAAAUAUGAAUGUUGUUAAUAAUGCUAAUGUUAAUGUUGCACAUAUGAAUCACAUGAUGUUGAAUAAUAUGAAUCACAUGCAUAAUAUGAACCAUAUGAAUAAUAUAAACCAUAUGAAUAAUAUGAACCAUAUGAAUAAUAUAAAUCAUAUAAAUGUGAAUAUGAAUAGUUUUAUGAAUGGAAACAUGAAUCACAUGACCCCCUUAAAUCAUAUGAAUAAUAUGAAUAUGCAUCUGAAUCUAAACCAUAUGAAUAAUAUGAAUAGUAUGAAUAGUAUGAAUAGUAUGAAUAGUAUGAAUAAUAUGAAUAAUAUGAAUAAUAUGAAUAGUAUAAAUAAUAUGAAUAAUAUGAAUAGUAUGAAUAGUAUGAAUAAUGUAAGUAGUGUAAAUAAUGUGAAUCACAUGAACUUUAAUAUGAACCACAUGAAUUUCAAUAUGAAUCAUAUGAACAACCACAAUAAUAAUAACAACAAUAAUAAUAAUAAUUGUAGUAAUAGUAUGAUCCCUUCUGUUAUGAAUACAUCAUUAGAAAAUUAUAACAAGGCAGAAGACAAUUCCAAAUUUAAUGAAGAACAGUUUUUGAACGAUAACUUAAAUGUGUUGGGAUUUCUUGAAGAAACGACCAGUGGAGAAAAAUUUGGAAGGUGUUCAAGUACGAGCAAUUUGUUAACCGAUAUAAAUUGUACGAAUAAACAAGACACUACUAAUUUUACAUAUAACAAUUGUACAAAUAUGGAUGGUAUAUAUAAUAAUAAUAAUAAUAAUAUCAAAUAUAAUAAUAUACAUAAUAUGAACAAUUCAACUCUUUCUUCUAACACAAUAAAUAAUAAUUACAAUAAUAUGACUACUACUAAUGGAAGUAUAAAUUAUUCAAGUAAUAACAAUAAUAAUAACAAUAUUGAGGACAAUUUUAAUCAUUUUAAUAACAAUAAUGUGGACAAAUUUAAUUAUGAGGAUUUUUUCUUUGGAAGCAUUUCGAAUAAUCAUCCGAAUAAUAAUACCUUGAGUAAUAAUAUUAUGUUAAAUAGCGAUGAGGUGUUACAUAGUAGAACGCAAGCAUUAAACACUUAUAUUAUGAAUGAUGAUAUAAAUAAUAACACAGCUCCUUCAACGGGAAGGGAAAGUAGUAAUAAUGAAGACAUGUUAAAUAAUAAGAUGGUAAUGAAUAAUGAUACAUUUAAUAAUGAUAAGGAAAAUAUAACAAAUAAUAAUACAACAAAUAAUAUUAAUAAUAAUGCUGAAAAUAAUGUAGUUACAUGGGAAGAUUUUUCCUUAUUUGGAAAAUCCAAAGCUCCUAUUUCAGAAAAUGAUUACUUUAAAAUUUUUAACUAUGGAAUAUGUAACAAUAUGGAUAACAAAUUGUAUGAAAAUUGUGAUGCAUAUAAAAAUGACAUUGAAAAGUAUGACAAGUCGUUAUUUAUUCUUUAA